CCGGAUGCGGCAAAACACGGCACGAACGUAGAUGGAUUAAAAACGCGAAUUCCGAGACAGGAGGAGACGCCGGGGUUGCAAAGACAUUCAACAAGACAGUGAUACGCUUCGGAUUCCCCGUUUUCGCCUGUUUUGACUUGUCUCCCCGGGAACAUAUUUUUGUACGUUUUAAACCGGUAGAUUGUUUUCUUUUUUUUUUUUUUUGCUACUUAGCGCCGAGGUCGGUUAGCAUUAGCUGGCACGAGGACAACAAAUCAGCAUUAUCCGGGCUCCUCCAUUGUGACGUCACCGGCGCGCAGGAUCUAAAAAUUACGCUGCUUUAUUUGUCCAAACUUGAAUUAUUUCUUGAAUUGUGGAACCCCGUUUAGUUCUCGACAAAAUGGAUGAGAGCAGCAGGACUUGAGUCCAACUCAUGCGGUGAAUAAUUGUUUCCACGUCGUCUGUGUCGCUGAAGGGGAAUUCGGGAAGGAGACGUCUCUUGUUUUCGGCAUUAUUUUUAAUUUAGCUUAUGCAAAUAGACUCAACUGAACAGUGAAGGAUGAAUGGCCUCUCCGUCAGCGAACUGUGCGGUCUUUUUUGCUGCCCACCAUGCCCCAGCCGCAUCGCCGCCAAGCUGGCCUUCCUGCCGCCGGAGCCCACGUACGCCUUCAUCCCCGAUGCGGAGCAGAGCUCGGACGCGUCUGCGUCAGGCAGGACGUCCAGCCUGCGCACUCGCGGCGGCGGCGCCUCGGUGGCCGAGGGCGCCUCUCCGCCCUCAUCUGAGAAAAAAUGGCGGCUCCACCUGACAGAGCGUGCCGAGUUCCAGUACACACAGCGGGAGCUGGACAGCGUGGAGGUCACCUUCGCCCAAUCAAGCCGAGGGAACAAAAUCGGCUGCAUGUACAUCCGCUGCGUUCCUAAUUCGAGGUUCACAGUGCUGUUUUCCCACGGCAACGCGGUGGACCUGGGCCAGAUGAGUAGCUUCUACAUCGGCUUGGGCACGCGCAUCAACUGCAACAUCUUUUCCUACGACUACUCGGGCUACGGCGUCAGCACUGGCAAGCCCACAGAGAAGGACCUCUACGCCGACAUUGACGCCGCCUGGCAGACCCUUCGCAACGGGUACGGCGUGAACCCCGAGAGCAUCAUCCUGUACGGCCAGAGCAUUGGUACGGUUCCCACCGUGGACCUGGCGUCCCGGUACGAGUGCGCCGCCGUGGUCCUACACUCGCCGCUCACAUCGGGCAUGAGGGUAGCCUUCCCUGACACCAAGAAGACUUAUUGCUUCGACGCCUUCCUCAACAUCGAGAAAGUACCCAAAAUCACGUCGCCCGUGCUGGUCAUUCACGGCACCGAGGACGAGGUGAUUGACUUCUCGCACGGCCUGACACUGUUCGAGCUGUGCCCCAAGGCCGUGGAGCCGCUGUGGGUGGAGGGGGCGGGGCACAACGACAUCGAACUCUACUCUCAGUACCUGGAGCGCCUGCGACGCUUCAUCGGACACGAGCUCGCCUGAGGCCGCCCCACUACCAGCUGCUGCUGCAAAAGGGACUAUGCCAGUACCUUGACUUACCUGGUGUUAAUUGAUUUAGUUUUGUAUUUUUUUUAUUUUUUUUUCGCUUUCAAAACACAAAUGCAAAAUGAUCAUAGUACUCACCAACUUAAUUUUUUAUUUCAAUUUGAUGCGAUGUUUAAUUGGGACAAAUUAGCCUCGUGAGUCAAGGUACCACUGUCUACACUUUUUUUUUAAGGGAUUUUAACAAAUAACAAGAACUGUUUUUCAAGAAUAUUGUUUAGUAAAAUGACAAAUAUUUUCCUUGCUCAGGUUAUCCUGUUUUUUGAAGAUGUCAAAUGGAAGUGUCUGGUCAGCUACUUGAGUGCUUCCCAACCUUUAUUGAGCCAAGGUGCAUAUUUUACACGAGAAAUAUCUCACAACACUAAACCAGACACAAAUUUCACAACAAAGGGAAAGUAAACAAUGAUCUCAAUUUAGAAAAUUACUGAAAGCUGCUCCAAUAUUAUGAAUGACAACAGAUUGAUACUGCCAUCUAGCGGGAGAGCAUUGAAUUGUGGCACUAUACGUCACUGGCAUAAAGAGAUGAACAUGGUUUUGUGGCACAUCGUGGUUGGGAAUCAUCGGUCUACCUCAAAGCCCUGUUUUUGUUUUUGAGUCUUAUUCAAACCAAAAAAAAAAAUUGUUUUCACUCUUUUCAAGUCGAUGCGCUGUUUGAUUUCAUUUGCAAAUGUGAAUGAAGAAAUUUCUGCACCACUUUGUCCACCCUUUGAAUGUGCUGCUUGAUUUGUUUGCAAUAUCUUGUACAUAUUCAUUUUUUUUCUCUCCAGGCUUUCAUUAUGUAUGAACCAAAGUUAUGUUCUUCACUAAUCCAUUCACCUGACUAAACUUGAUUCUUUUGGUUUGGCUAGAAACUUAAUUCUAUCGUGUCUGCUUUCCAACGUGAAGUUUAAUAAAUAAGCUAAUGAAGGCUUCUCUUGAUUCA
Molecule: messenger RNA, 2477 nt
Organism: Syngnathus acus (greater pipefish)
Lineage: Eukaryota; Metazoa; Chordata; Actinopteri; Syngnathiformes; Syngnathidae
Gene: abhd17ab
Product: abhydrolase domain containing 17A, depalmitoylase b
Exons: 5
Coding region: 539-1495 (318 amino acids)
Biological process (GO): protein depalmitoylation
Cellular component (GO): endosome membrane; plasma membrane
Molecular function (GO): palmitoyl-(protein) hydrolase activity
Source: RefSeq, a predicted model, not a curated record